This is a messenger RNA of Sinocyclocheilus anshuiensis, 1110 nucleotides long. RefSeq names its product GTPase IMAP family member 7-like. Bases 1 to 966 code for a protein of 321 amino acids. Gene Ontology annotation, molecular function: GTP binding. The transcript is spliced from 2 exons. The record is from RefSeq and is a predicted model, not a curated record. NCBI's taxonomy places the organism in Eukaryota, Metazoa, Chordata, Actinopteri, Cypriniformes, Cyprinidae.
AUGAGGGGAACUGUUGUUGAUACUCCAGGACUCUUUGACACGUCACUGUCAAAUGAACUCGUAGCAGAAGAAAUAAUGAAAUGUGUUUCACUCUCGUCACCUGGACCUCAUGUGUUUGUCAUUGUGUUGAGUGUGGCAAGAUUCACACAGGAAGAAACAGACACUAUGGAUCUGAUAAAGAAGAUAUUUGGUCCAAAAGCUGCUCAGUUCAGCAUCGUUCUGUUCACUAGAGGAGACGAUCUUGAUGAAGAGUCUAUAGAGGAUUAUGUGAGGCAAAGUAAUUCUGCUGAACUGAAGAAACUGAUCAGAGAUUGUGGAAACAGAUUCCUGGCUUUCAGUAACAGAGAAAAACAAGACAGAACUCAAGUGAUUCAACUGUUAAAGAUGAUAGAAGAGGUGAAGAACAGUAAUGAGGGUCGAUACUUCACUAACAGCAUGUUUGAGGAGGCAGAGAUGUCCAUUAAGAAGAGAAUGGAGGAAAUACUGAAACAGAGAGAAAAAGAAAUACAGGCUCAAAAUGAGAAACUGAGAGCCAAAUACGAGACAGAAAUGGAAGAGCUCAAGAAAAGACUGGAAGAAAAGAAAAUAAAAGCAGAUGAGGAAAGAAAACAAAGAGAGAAUGAGUUCAGACAAAAAGAGGAAAAAAUGAUGAAAAAAUUUGAUGAAAAACACAAAACAGAACAGAAUAAAAGAGAGAUUGAAAACCAGAAACGAUCAGAGGAGGAAAAACAGCAAAGAGCUGAAUAUGAUGGAAAAAUAGAAGAAAUGAAGAGAGAGAUUGAAAAUCAGAGAUUGCAGUAUGAAAAACAGCAGAAAGAAAGAGAAGAACAAGAUAGAAAGAGAGAAGAGAAAUACAAACAAGAUCGAGAAAAGAUGAAACAUGAACAAGAAUGUGUUAUGACACAGUUAAAGAUGAAAGAAGAAGAAGAAAUAAAAAAGAGAUUUGGAGGAGAAAAGAAGAAAUGAACAAGAAGAGAAAGAGAGACAAGAAUGGGUGAGAAAAAUAAAAGAGGCUGAAAUUGACAGAAAAGAGACUCAAGAGGAAAUUAAACGACAGCAGAGAGAAUGGGAGGAUGAAAAGAAACGACAGAUAAGAGAACGAGAGGAAGA